GCCUCUGCCCUUCCUCCUCUUCCUCUUCCUCCUGGCGGCUGCCGCCCUCAGCGGGAUGGACGCCAUUGAGGAGCUGGCGCUCCAACCCUGCACGUCCUCUCUCUACCUGCGGCCUUUCCGCCUCACCUACCGGCAGAAUGGCGCUAGGAAAUUUUGGGACUUUAUGAGGACACAUGACAGCGUGUCGAUCCUGAUCUUCAAUACUUCUCGGCAGUGCUUUGUAGUGGUGAAGCAGUUCCGCCCAGCUGUUUACAUGUGUGAAGUAGAAAGGCAACAUCCUCAGCUCUUCCAGAAGCAGGACAAGGAGAGUUUCUCUCGCCUGGAGGAUCCCUUACCUGCAGUGGUAGGAGUGACUUAUGAACUCUGUGCUGGCAUCGUAGACAAGCCACAGCUUUCUUUAGAAGAAAUUGCCUGUGAGGAGAUCUUAGAAGAAUGUGGCUAUCGUGUUCCUGUUACAAACCUGAAGAAGAUCACUUCCUACAGGUCUGGAGUAGGUGUGACAGGUUCCAGGCAGACGUUGUUUUAUGCAGAAGUAACAGACCAGAUGAGAACGAGUGAAGGAGGUGGCCAACCUGAGGAAGGAGAGCUGAUUGAAGUUGUAGAGAUACCUUUAGAAGACUCCAUGAAGUUUGCUUAUGAUGAGGCUUUUCCCAAGACGAUGGGUGUCAUCUUCAGCUUCACGUGGUUCCAAAAUAACAUAGCACCCAAGCUACCAAAAAAAUAAUAUAAAAGCACCCUGAUUUCAAGAGAACAUCUCCUGCUGGGUCUGUGGGCACAGAAAACUGCAAGUCUGCCUGCCUUCAUCAACUCACCUUGCUACAGUUUUCAAAUCAUUCUCACUGUAAAUUUGGAAUUAAAAUCCGAAGUAAAAUCUGAAGUAAUCCAUCACUAGCAAAAAUCUGGUGAGCUGCACUGGGGCCAGUAUUUGUCUCCGGGAGUCAGGUGUUAAUUCUCAGUCAAAGCCUAAGGAGAUGUGCCUGGUUCUCCUUUUUCAUGGCAUUGCUCUACCACUGUUUUGAAGAGAUGCUCAGGGCCACAGUGCAGCUGCUAUGCCAGCCUGUUGCUGUUGGCUGUACAUUCUGGCAGCUGUGUAUUCACUGGAGCUCUCAGAGCUGUUAGUCCUAAUAUUUUGGGGAAGGCAGCACAGCUUCGUAGUGACAGAUAUCCUAACUAUGUUGAGUUCUGCACAGCUUUCAGGGAACAGCUUUCUCUGUGUAGCUCCUGUACCUGCUUGCGUUUCUGAACAUGCAGACUUUUAUUCCAUAAGCAAACGUCUGUAAAUCCUUUUGCUAACACAUCAUUCUGACAAUAGACCAGCUGUAAGGCUGCGUACUUCUGUUUGCUCUCAGCAGAACGCUGAGCAGCAGUGGUGGGGUGAGUGAUGGGGGGUUUCUAGGGGAACACAUGCUUCUUUGUUUGUUUUAUGGAUGGUACUUGCUUAAUUAGAUCAAACUUUGUCCUCUAGAGCAGGACCUGAGAGGCCAAAUUCUUCUCAUUUGACUCCAAGGUGGCUAACACAAGUGAUUUCUCUGUCGUCUCAGAUUCCAUAUCACCAAAAUGUGAAGAGUGGGAAUUUCCCCUCCAGUAACGCUCCUUUGAAACCCCGCAGUCAGAAGUGCUUUAAUGAGAGACUUUAUCAUCAUUUGUGCAGUGUACACUGAAGGCCAUGCAGCUUGCACAGACAUACUGAGCAGCACAAUUUGAUUUAAUAAAGUGGUCUAAUUGAAAUGUA
Molecule: messenger RNA, 1732 nt
Organism: Tympanuchus pallidicinctus (lesser prairie-chicken)
Lineage: Eukaryota; Metazoa; Chordata; Aves; Galliformes; Phasianidae
Gene: NUDT14
Product: nudix hydrolase 14
Exons: 5
Coding region: 56-724 (222 amino acids)
Biological process (GO): ribose phosphate metabolic process; nucleoside phosphate metabolic process
Molecular function (GO): UDP-sugar diphosphatase activity; metal ion binding
Source: RefSeq, a predicted model, not a curated record